AUGAUGAAAAUUGGUAAUUUUGAAUGGUGCUCCAGUAACAGGCAUGACAACAUCUACGCACCGGGUAUCACACUCCAGCAGGGCACUGAUACUGACCAGCUUCCAAACUCACAUCCACAAACAGGUCUCACCAAGUCAUCCUCCUCCGACACUUACAGACAGAUACACACUGGUCUCACCAAGUCAUCCUUCUCCGACACUGAUAGACAGAUACACCCAGGUCUCACCAAGUCAUUCUUCUCAGACACUGACAGACAGAUACACCCAGGUCUCACCAAGUCAACCUCUGCCGACACUGACAGACAGAUACACCCAGGUCUCACCAAGUCAUCCUCCUCAGACACUGAUAGACAGAUACACCCAGGUCUCACCAAGUCAUCCACCUCCGACACUGACAAACAAAUACACCCAGGUCUCACCAAGUCAUCCUCCUCAGACACUGAUAGACAGAUACACCCAGGUAUCACCAAGUCAUCCACCUCAGACACUGACAGACAGAUACACACAGGUCUCAUCACGUCAUCCUCCUCAGACACUGACAGACAGAUACACACUGGUCUCACCAAGUCAUCCACCUCUGACACUGACAGACAGAUAUACCCAGGCCUCACCAAGUCAUCCUCCUCUGACACUGAUAGACAGAUACACCCAGGUCUCACCAAGUCAUCCUCCUCUGACACUGACAGACAGAUACACACUGGUCUCACCAGGUCAUCCACCUCUGACACUGACAGACAGAUACACCCAGGUCUCACUAAGUCAUCCUCCUCUGACACUGAUAGACAGAUACACCAAGGUCUCAUCACGUCAUCCUCCUCUGACACUGACAGACAGAUACACACUGGUCUCACCAAGUCAUCCUCCUCUGACACUGACAGACAGAUACACCCAGGUCUCACUAAGUCAUCCUCCUCAGACACUGACAGACAGAUACACACAGGUUUCAUCACGUCAUCCUCCUCUGACACUGACAGACGGAUACACCCAGGUCUCACCAAGUCAUCAACCUCAGACACUGACAGAGAGAUACACCCAGGUCUCACCAAGUCAUCGACCUCUGACACUGACAGACAGAUACACCAAGGUCUCAUCACGUCAUCCUCCUCAGACACCCACAGACAUAUACACACUUGUCUCACCAAGUCAUCCACCUCCGACACUGACAGACAGAUACACAUAGGUCUCACCAAGUCAUCCUCCCCUGACACUGACAGAGAGAUACACACAGGUCUCACGCAGUCAUCCUCCUCAGACAAUGACAGACAGAUACACCAAGGUCUCACCAAGUCAUCCUUCUCCGACACUGACAGACAGAUACAUGUACUCACAGGUCUCACCUAG
This is a messenger RNA of Mizuhopecten yessoensis (Yesso scallop), 1341 nucleotides long. Its product is annotated as clumping factor A-like. The record is from RefSeq and is a predicted model, not a curated record. The coding region runs from base 1 to 1341 and encodes 446 amino acids. NCBI's taxonomy places the organism in Eukaryota, Metazoa, Mollusca, Bivalvia, Pectinida, Pectinidae. The transcript has 2 exons.